Molecule: messenger RNA, 1353 nt
Organism: Spirometra erinaceieuropaei
Lineage: Eukaryota; Metazoa; Platyhelminthes; Cestoda; Diphyllobothriidea; Diphyllobothriidae
Source: the annotation of a GenBank genome assembly
AUGCAGGACUCCGUCCGCGCACCCACCCUCUUCACUCUCAUGCCCUCUGCCAUGCUGAUGGACGCCUACCGUGACGAACGCCCUCGGAUCUGCAUCGCCUACAGAACGGACGGUCAACUGCUCAACCACCGGAGGAUGAACUUUCAUUCGUGUGUCUCCACAAGCACCGUCCACGAACUUCUCUUCGCCGACGACUGCGCCCUCAACGCCACCUUGGAAGGGAACAUGCAAAGGAGCAUGGACCUCUUCUCUGCCGCCUGCGAGAACUUCGGCCUGGUCAUAAACACGGAGAAGACGGCGGUCAUGCAUCAACCGCCACCGGAUGCUGUCUGCUUUACACCCCAAAUCAAUUUGAACGGUGACCAACUGCAAGAAAUGGAUAACUUCACGUAUCUGGGCAGCACCCUCUCCCACAGCAGCAACAUCGACAAUGAAGUGGCCCGCCGGAUUUCCAAGGCCAGUCAAGUCUCCGAUCGUCUUAAAAGCACAGUUUGGAAUCGCCACGGUCUUCAACCCUGCACGAAACUGAAGAUGUACAAGGCCAUCAUCCUACCGACGUUUCUAUAUGGAGCUGAGACUUGGGCGGUAUACAUUAAGCAGGAACGCAGACUUAAUCCCUUCCACGUCAGUUGUCUUCGUCUAACACUGAGGAUAAGGUGGUGGGACCGGAUCCCUGACACGGAUGUAGUGGAUCAGACGGGAAUCCUCAGCAUUCACGUUAUGCUGAGACAACUGCAACUACGCUGGAACGGCCACCUCGUAAGGAUAGACGACGAAAGGCUACCUAAACGACUCUUCUAUGGAGAUGUCUCAGAGGGUUCGUGCCGCCUAGGAGACCAGAUCCGUAGCUACAAGGACACUCUGAAGACCUCCCUGAAGCCUCUACAGAUCAACCCUACGAAUUGGGACGACCUUGCCCAGGACCGACCUAUGUGGAGGAGGACAACGAAGACAGGCACCGUGAUCUACGAGGCCAACCACAUCGGCAGCGCCAAUCCGAACGCGAGGCUCGCAAAUCUCAAUUGCACCCAACCCGUACCGCCAACGUCCAACCGCCUCCAACGCGCUCACUGUGUUAACGGACAUUUUGGGCGCCAACUGGAAAUGGUGGACACCUUCGGAACAAAUACAGCACCCGAACUGCACCAAGCGUCAUGUCUCCGUUCCCCUCUUCCUCGCCUCAUACGCCGCCAACUAACAAUGACUGCCCUCCCGAACCACCACUACCACCCUCCUUCUCCUCCUCUACGUCUGCCGCUGUGGCGUCUGCCAUGCCCAUCAACAGUACACACAAUCGUGACGCACCAACAAACACCAACACCGUCACCGUCGACAUCAGCGACGAGAACCUGA